Messenger RNA from Procambarus clarkii (red swamp crayfish), 1983 nucleotides. The record is from RefSeq and is a predicted model, not a curated record. Lineage: Eukaryota; Metazoa; Arthropoda; Malacostraca; Decapoda; Cambaridae.
CUUAUAUUUCUCCGGCAGCUUUGUUUCAUUAGUUUAAAUCUAUGACCUUUUGUUUUUGAAGUUCCAGGUCUCGGGAAUUCUUCCCUAUCAAUUUUAUUGCAAAGCUCUCAUCCUGUAACUACACUAAGUUACUUCAGUAAUGACAGUCUCACACUCACUUUCUCACUAAAAUGUAAAAAACAGAAAAUAUAGCUUCUUACUAAUUCUAGAAAUUGAACAGAUGCAUCGAAAAGUUGUCAUAGGGGCUAUAUUUACAUUGGCUGUUGUGUGUGUUUUUCAAUGUUUGUUUCAUCAGGUACAAGCCCAGGUGAUGGUUUCAACUCUGAGUUGGUGCUGCUGGAUGUUGAGGUGUCAGUGAAUGAAGGUGAAACCUCUCGCAAUACCAUCAUUCUCCAUCUGGUAGCCAAGUUCUCCAGUUUGAAUCCGAUGAUUCGUGAAAUAAACAAAGAGGUGAAGUCUAGUUUGAGGGAGUAUUUAGUAUAUGCAGAGAUCAUAAAGGAACUGAAUGAGUUUCAAGCUGCUAAAGCACCUGAGGAGCCUUGUAUACCAAUCCCAGAAUUAAUAUAUGGUAAGUGCACAAACAAGGAAAAUAUAUUACUAAUGGAAAAUAUAAAGAUUACUGGUUAUGAGACAUAUGACAAGUACAAAGGAUUAGAUUUUGAUCAUCUUAAAAUUAUAAUUAAAGAGAUUGCGAGAAUUCACGCUCUUUCACAUGCAUACUAUCAGCCCAAUGCAUUCCAGGAAAAAUACACAUGUUUUCCGACAACAUCACAACAUCUACUGACAUUUAAACCAGUCAUGUCAGCGGUGCUAGAAACUGCCAUUGACUUUCUUAAGAGUCAAAGUGACAAAAAAGAUGUAACGGAGAGAGUCAAAGAAUGUAAACAAAGUUUAAUAGAAAAGUAUACAUGUGCACUGCCUGAAGAAGAUACUAUCAAAUGUUUAAUUCAUGGAGAUAUGUGGAUAAAUAAUAUCAUGUACAAAUACAAAGAUCCUCAACUAAAUGGAAGCCAUCAAGAGAUUGAAGGAAUAAAACUCAUUGACUGGGGAAACACUAGCUGGGGAAGCCCUUUUUUUGACCUUCAGUAUCUGCUACACGCCUCCACGACUCACACCAUCAGAACUACCCACCUAGAGGAGCUCCUACACCACUACCACUCUACGUUCACCAGGCUCGCUGCUAAGCUGGGGUCUCCUGCUGCCAGCUGGAACUUUACACAGUUUAUGAUCGACUGGGAGAAGACUUACAUAUUGGGAUUCUUUUUAGGUUUCACUAUGGUGCUGGGAACCCUAAACACAUGCAGUCCUCUAAACAAAGAGCCAGAACCUUCUGUACUGGACAAACCUUUUAUGUUACCAGUGAAAAUUGUUGCUGAUGGCAUGAAACUUGGGAUGUCAAAACUUCUUGUUCCUUUAUUUAAGAAACCAAUUGGCGAGUAUUUGACCAUGAAAACUUUUCAACUGGUCAACAAGCCAGUUCUCAAAGAACUUAUUUCUGGCAAGAAUGAAGUCAUGAAUAACAGGGUACUCGGCCUAGUCAGUGAGGCAGAUAAUAAGGGGAUUUUCACCAAGGACUGAAUACAAUACAGUACAUACUGUACUUUCAUUUAUUCUUUAACCCGUUUACAGCGGCUAUUGAAAAAUGGUAAUUCUUGACCAUACGCAAAAAAAUAAACAAAAUUCCAGAAAAUAUAUUUUCUUGUACAGUAUUUAUUUCUAUGCAAAAUGUAAGAAAACAAUUAUGUAUUAACGUGUACAUUUUUUACUGGCUGGAAGAGGUGUGUGGAGGCAUCUGUCUACACCCAGUAAUGGCUUUGUUGAGACUGCUGUAUGUAUGACUCUAGUGUUCACCUUGGAUGACUGCAUCUAUCUGGACCUAAAAAAAAAAGGCUCUUGACAGAGUUCCACAUAAGAGGUUGUUCUGGAAACUGGAACACAUUGGAGGGGUGACAGGUAAGCUGCUAACAUGGAUGAAAAAUUUUC